AUUUUGAUAAUUCGUAAAUGUGUUCACUUUUAGAGUGGAUAUUAAAUUCAUUUUAUUGGGCAUCGAAGAACAGACAUUAUAUAAAUUAAUUGGUUUGCCUCUUUGCUCUAUACUACCAUUCAGCAACUAUGACCAUGGUUAGUACUUGCACAAUUCAAUUCUCAGUUCUCUUGAGCCUCCUCUUAGUUUCAUUAUUGGGUGUUGAAGGUAUAAUUUCUGACUCAUGCAAACGUUAUGAGUGUCCAACCUAUGAUGUCAUACAAGUGGAGAAGGACUACGAAAUCCGUCGUUAUAAUUCACCUGUGUGGAUUUCAAACAACCCUCAAGACACUUCUUUUGUUAAUGCUACAAGAUUAGGCUUUGUGAGGCUAUUUAGUUAUAUUUUAGGUAACAACAAGGAGAAGAAGCAAAUAAAGAUGACAGCACCUGUGGCAAGUGAAGUAUCAGUUAACGGUGGAAAGUCCUCAAUUGUUGUGAGCUUCUAUGUUUCCAAAGAGAACCAAGCAAAUCCACCUACAGCAGAUGAUGUCUCUAUUCAAAGAUGGAAUACUAAAUAUGCAGUAGUUAGACAGUUUGAUGGAUUUGUCACAGAUUCUAACAUUGCAGAGCAAGUUGCUGCCUUGAAUGCUAGUAUUGCUGGCACUAAGUGGUCUUCUAAAGUUCCCAAAAGUUACACAAUGGCACAAUACAAUGCCCCUUUCGAGUUGUUCAAUAGACUGAAUGAGAUAUGGUUCUUGUAUGACAAUGAAAAUUAAUAGCAUUCUACACAACACCAAUUUUCCAUAUUAUCGACUUAAAGUAAUAAUAUAUCAUAGAUAAACAAUUAAUUGUUGCAUUGAUUCAUUAGUGUAUACUUAAUUAAUUGUAUGAGCACGGGUCAUGUAUCCUUGUAUCCCAAAACAUUUUAAUAAAA
Cajanus cajan (pigeon pea) is the source of this 913-nucleotide messenger RNA. RefSeq lists its product as uncharacterized. Lineage: Eukaryota; Viridiplantae; Streptophyta; Magnoliopsida; Fabales; Fabaceae. The record is from RefSeq and is a predicted model, not a curated record.